AUGCAGGCCCUCCGACAAAGAGCGGCUUGCGCCGUGCGCCACACCCGGGCCCCGGCCCCGAGACUGGCCCGCUCGUAUGCCUCCGAGGGCCACGGCCACCACGCGGCACCCCAGGUCGAGGAGGGACUCGGAACGGCCUUCUACGUCUUCAUCGGCCUGAUCCCGGCCUCGAUCGUCGGCUACAGCAUCUCGCGGCCCGGCGCCGACGGCUCGCCCUCGAGCCUCAGCAAGUGGCUCUCGGGCUUCGACUACUUCCGCGCCGAGGAUGAGGCGCGCAACUCGCUGCGCACCCAGCUGUACGAGCAGGCCGCCCACGAUAAGCACCUGUUCCUGGCCCAGGAGAAGAACUUGCACAUCGACCUCAAGAUGCCCGAGCUGCUCAACGCUGGCUCGCCAUGGAAUGUGCCCGCCGGACACCGGGGCCGCAACAUGGAGGAGCUGACUGAGCACUACAGGCAGCAGCACGUGGCAGAGGAGGACCGGAAAUCGAAGAAGCUGGCGGCUCGGGCGGAGAAGGAGUCGUCGUGA
Neoarthrinium moseri is the source of this 528-nucleotide messenger RNA. RefSeq lists its product as uncharacterized. The coding region runs from base 1 to 528 and encodes 175 amino acids. The transcript has 3 exons. The record is from RefSeq and is a predicted model, not a curated record. Lineage: Eukaryota; Fungi; Ascomycota; Sordariomycetes; Amphisphaeriales; Apiosporaceae. Gene Ontology annotation, cellular component: mitochondrion.